AGCACAGCGCCUAAGAGGAUAUUUACAGCCAGUGACAAGACGGCAUCCGCCUGAGCCUGCAUAAAUAGUUGGACCCUUCUGUUUUGAACAGCUGACACCUACAUCUACUCCAGAUGACCUGUAGGACGUUUGAUCAGCUACCUGCAUCCAAUCCACAUGGCUCUUUCACAGAUACGGAGACAGUUCCACCGGAGGGGGAGUAUAUAGAGGAGCACAGGGGUCUGUACAAGGACGUGAUGAUGGAGAAUCACCGGCCCCUCACAUCACUGGAUGGACCCAGUAACAGAGAUACCCCAGAGAGAUGUCCCCGUCCUCUGUAUUCCCAGGAUUGUACAGAGGAGAAUCACAGGAUCCCACAGGAGGGUCAGGUAGAACGUCUUUCUCGUAUAAAGGCAGAAGAUAUAGAGGGAGAAGAAGAGACGUAUGUGACUGAUAUAAAGGCAGAAGAUAUAGAAGGAGAAGAAGAGACGUAUAUGACUGAUAUAAAGGCAGAAGAUAUAGAGGGAGAAGAAGAGAUGUAUGUGACUGAUAUAAAGGCAGAAGAUAUAGAGGGAGAAAAAGAGACGUAUGUGACUGAUAUGAAGGCAGAAGAUAUAGAGGAAGAAAAAGAGACGUAUGUGACUGAUAUGAAGGCAGAAGAUAUAGAGGAAGAAAAAGAGACGUAUGUGACUGAUAUAAAGGCAGAAGAUAUCGAGAGAGAAGAAGAGACAUAUGUGAGGGGUGAUCAGCAGUGUAAGGAGGAGGAGAUCCCUACAGAUAUCAGCACAGGGGACACUGGAGUCUUAUACAGUAGGGGUGUGAAGCUUGCAACCGGAGGUGUGGCACUGAUAUGGAUAAGUGAAUACAAAAUGGAAGCUGAAUGUCAGUUUGUCUAUUGUCUAUUGCUUAAAAGAAACUGUUGCUUUAAAAGUGAUUUUUAUAUGUUUGCAGAAACUUUGAUUUUCAGUAUAAACAAGAAGUUAAGGCCAGCUGCGCAGUAUCACAAGACUGCGGUUAGCUAGUGUUUUGCAAAAUAAGGAAUUGUAUUUUGCAGAAUAGAGAUAAUUAAAAGUAGGUGAAAGGUAAAAUGUAUUUUGAUACUAAACAGUCAUAAUCACAAGAUGUUGAGCUAAUUAAUUGGAAAUCCCCCAUAAGGGGAGUAUAUGAAUUAAUAAUAUAUUCUGAUAAAUGAAUGGUGAUUGGUUUAUGUAUAUGAUUGGUCUGCAAAUUUGAUUGGAUCAUGUAACACUGUAAUGAUAAGUAUAUAAGAUGAAACCAGUGUGUCAAUGUUCAGUUCAUGAUAUUCUUUUAUCGUGAGCUCUGUGAAUUUCACAUGCAAUAAAUCAAACAAAGAGACUUCAUUGUUAUUCAAUUAUUUUUGAACGGCUAUGUCAUUCUGGAGGUAUCCGCACCGAGAUCAUUCCAACAUUGACACACGAAGAAGGAAGGUGGACUGGUACCGGGAUACCGGGAUCAACCGUGGCCACAGGUAAGAACUGUUAUCUUACUUCUGCUCCAUGUGUCCCUGCCUCGG
This is a messenger RNA of Pseudophryne corroboree (corroboree frog), 1513 nucleotides long. RefSeq lists its product as uncharacterized. Lineage: Eukaryota; Metazoa; Chordata; Amphibia; Anura; Myobatrachidae. The record is from RefSeq and is a predicted model, not a curated record. The transcript is spliced from 6 exons. Bases 114 to 1001 code for a protein of 295 amino acids.